Molecule: messenger RNA, 2448 nt
Organism: Paramormyrops kingsleyae
Lineage: Eukaryota; Metazoa; Chordata; Actinopteri; Osteoglossiformes; Mormyridae
Product: protein rapunzel-like
Source: RefSeq, a predicted model, not a curated record
UUUCUGCAUUGAACAAGGGCUCCGUUAUUGCUGACCUGCACAAGGAUGAGAUCUAAUUGCAGUUAUUCUGUGGAACUUUUGUGGUACUGCCGGACCAUAGGUUUACUGUAACCUGCUGUAUUGAUUGGGAAUUUAGCUGUUUAAAGCAUUGCCUGUACCAAAAUAACAGGGCCCAGAGGUGAGGGAAGCCGCCUGCUUGCUAUAUGUAAUCGCAUGGCAGCAGUGCCUGGUGUGGUCAGAUCGAGGUGUCAAACAGCGUACAGCAGGAAAUCGCAUAGUGGGUGUGACAUGAGACCCAAGUUUGGGCAACGGUUUCAUUUCACUAUUCUGUGGGGAAAAGAACUGCAAGAUCUUUUUGUACACUAGUGUGGAGGCGCUGUGUUUCUUCCAAUGGCUAGUAAACUGAAGCAGCUGGUCAGAAAGAAAGAGGUGAUAGAGGACUUCAUGGAGAUAUUUGAGAAAGGGGCUGAGGCCUUGUCUGAGGCCGUGGGAGAGAUGUUCCCUGUUUUCUCCAUUGUAUCGCCCCUCGUGCAAUUAGCCAUGGACAAUCAGGAGAGCCCAGAGGCAGAAUUCAUGAAGGAGCAGUUUCAGAAGGUACGUGACCGCCUGGAUGUGAUCUCUGAAGAGGCAGAGAACAUUACCCAGGAGGUCAAGAAGAGCGGUGUGGACGCAGCCUACUUCCAGGUGGAGGAGAACCUGACAAGCCAAUUUCGUAAAUACAUGGACAUCCUCAACGCCAAGCCCAAGUUCCGUGAGGUCAAGAAGAAGCUCUUCAUGGAACAUUUUGCAAAGACUGGAGGAGAAAAGAACUUAAACACCCUGUAUGGAGCUGUGACCGGAGACAACUUCUCAGGUGAGUCAGUGUUGGAGAUCACACUGAAGUAUGAAGAAAAAAACCGGAGGUCCAUGGAGGACUUCUGCGCCCGGUUAAAGAAUCUUUUCUUCAUUGGACUUGUCGCCCUGGUGGGCCAUGCAGCCCUGAAGGAUUGUAAUGAGGAGGAGGAGCUUCUUCGUGUUUGGGCUGAGAAAGUGAAGCAUAUUGAGGAGAAGAUGAAGGCUGUUGUUGAAGACUGCAAGGUUAAUUUUGUCAAACAGGCAGAAAUUGACAUUGGGAAACGUAUCCGUACCUGGAAAGGCAGGCCUAACCAGGAGAUAGCUGAUGUCGCUAUAGGUUUCCUAAAACAAAAGUAUGACUGGGUGUCCUGGUCUGUAAGGAUUUAUGCUCCCUCUACAGGUUUCUUCUGGAAGCUGAUCUAUGGUAAGAAGUAUCAUGGAAUCAGUGGGGGGAAUCACUUUGUCUUUGACACUGAGCCACAUGUGGUGGUGUCCUAUAGCCUUCAGCCAAGAAGCUUAAAUAAGGAAACUCUUCCGGCCGCCAUUCAGGGGCAAAAGUGGAGGAGGAACAAGGCACAGCUGGCAGAGCAAGUGCACGCCAGUCUUCCAGGCUGCCUAGUGCACGUGAUUAGGCGACACGUAGUGGAAAGUUCCAGUUUCCCAGAUGACGCCCAGUAUGACCAGUAUCACAGGAAAACUCAUGUCUUUAUAUAUUCAGAUUAAUCAUCGCUACAACUCACAUCUUUGACUGAAUUUCUCCGUGAGGGACUGCUGCAUAGCUUUAUUUUCCGAUGAUGCACGGCCAUAUUUAAAUGCACUUUACGGUAAUUCGACCAACUAGAAGCCUUUGGCUACUUAAGAAGGUUGUCAGGUUAGGUCUUCUGUUGGAAGCCUUAGUCAGGUUGCAUGUUACAUUAAGGGUUUCCAGGAUGCUUCAUGCUUUCCGGUUUAUGCUCCUCAUAGUUACUGUAUUAAUGCCAUUUGCUAUAUUUUUUUCAUUUUUAGAAACGAUAAGUGUCAUGAAAUGACUGCAGCUGCGCCUCUGCAUGUGGCUUCAAAGGAAAUAUGCAUAAAUAUUAGUCAGCUAGGAAUGACCUGGUUUAAAAAUUAUUAAAGAGAUCGCUAUCUGGGGACUGUGUUUAAGAGUCCUAUUACAUCUUACCUGCUUCCAUAGAAGCCUGAACAGAUGAAAUUGUGAAAUGAAAAACUGUGCUGCAUUUUACAAUGGAAAGCAAACUGUUUGGUAUCGAAGGUCAAUAUUUGUUGUGUUAGUAUGUACUAAGUAUCCACUUUUUUAAGUACAGCUUAGUGCCAGGUAGGCAACCUCUUUCGACGGCACAGUAGGCUUAAUUCUUAGAGCAAUGGAAUAAACAAAGUACUGGUACAGACUCUCCUUAUGGGGUUUGGAACAUAAUAUUUUGCACUUCUGCCAAUCCUGGUCCUAGCCGACAUGAUGUCCUAGGCGAGCAAAAGAGUAUUGAUACGGUAUAGUAUUUGUUUGGGCAAUGUUUGUGUAUCAGGCAUUAUAGUACAUACAACUGCACAACAAUGAACUGUUUUUUUUGUUUGUUUCUUUAAUGCGACAUGAAACAUGAAAAUGAUUGUAACAAAGUC